GACAGGCGGGACAAAGCACUUGUUCUGAGGCAGUUGGUGGACCGUUUUUGUCCGGUCGACGGAUAAAUCAGCUUUAAACCCAACAUAUGCGUUUUAACGUUGGUCCAGGAAUACGCAUCCACAUUCUGACGGGCUUCUGCAUUUCCCGAACUGAAUCAAACUUUGGCUGGAAAGAGAGUUUUGAGAGGAAACACGAGCGGACCCUGGUCAAGUGUUCCCCUCCAGAGGGUCUCAGUUCUGGACCGUCCUGAGUGAUGUUUGACCAGCAGCGUUACGAGAGCCCACCGGUCUACAGCCCUCCUUUCACCCCUCCGUCCAACAAUGGCUUUGGACCUCCGGGCAGCUUCCACGGCCCUCAGAGCGAUUACAACGCGUACCCACCUCCCCCGGGAUCCUACUACAUUGAGGAGAAACCGCAGCACUUCUACAAAUGGCUGUCACCUCCCGGGAUCAUAAAGGCCAUGAUGGCCGUGGUGAUCGUGCUGUGCGUGGCCAUAUUUGCCUGCGUGGCCUCGACUCUCAUGUGGGACAUGCAGUACGGAUUCGGAGCAGGAACGGGUUACUAUGGUUCCGGUGCUGGCUAUGGUGGGGGAUACAGUGGAGGAAGCUAUGGCCAGGGGUAUGGCGGCUAUGGAGGUUAUGGAGGCUAUGGAGGUUAUGGAAGCUAUGGCUCAUAUGUCUCUCCCUACUCAGCCAAAACAGCCAUGAUUGCCAUGGUAGCCAUUAACUUUAUCGGAACAUUGGCUUUCUUCAUCGCCAGCUUCUCAAAAUCCAACGUAGUCCGAAGCAGGAAAUUUUUCCUGGCCCUCCUAAUAGGCAGCGUCAUCAUGGCUGUCCUGCAGGGUAUCAUAACCAUUGUCUACAUUGUCGGUGUGAAUCCCAUGGCUCAAAGCUCGUCCAGUAUGAUGUACAAUCCCAUGCUCAUGAUGUGCCAAAGCCUUUAUCAGACCAGCUACUCCCAAAUGGGGGGAGUGGGAGGCUUCCCCAUAUACAACCAGUACCUGUACCAUUACUGCUUUGUGGACCCACAGGAGGGAAUUGCCAUGGUGUGUGGGUUCCUGGUCGUCAUUGCAUUGGGGGUCGCAGCUUUCUUUGCCCAAAAAACAAGAGGGAAGAUCUGGCGCUAUGGAAAACCGAACAUCUACUGGGAUGCGCCACUAGUGGGUGGAAGGGCCUCAGAGGGCAGAGAUGUGGAGGACUGGGUGAACAAUGUGGAGGAAAGUCACAGCAUUCAGGAUGCCCCGACCCUGCUUGUGUCGGAGAAGGGGGGUGGGCUGCUAAACGCCUCAGCCAACAGUGUCCUCUCCUACCCUCCACCCAAGGUGGACAGCAGCUCCUACGAUGGGGAUGACCACCAAUACUCAGAGAGAGUGACCAGUCGGCCAUCGGAGGUGUCUAAUGGAGGGAGAAUCAGCUCCAGCCCUUCAGAGGAGACGGGCGGAGGUCGCAAGCCUUCCGCCCACAGAGGCAAGAGACGCCGACGUAACCCUGAACUGGACGAGUCUCAGUACGAAACAGAGUACACCACAGGAGGGGAGACGGGCAACGAACUUGACGUUGAAGAAUGGGAGUGUAUGUACCCGGCCAUAACAUCAGAUGCUCAGCGUCAGGACUACAAGAGAGAAUUUGACGCUGAUCUUCGAGAGUACAAGCGGCUUUGUGCUGAGAUGGAUGACAUAAAUGAUCAGCUAAACAAACUCAGCCGGCAGCUAGACACACUGGAUGAAUCCACCGCUAAAUACCAGUCGGUCGCAGAUGAAUACAACCAGCUGAAGGAUCUGAAGCAGACUUCAGAUUACAAGACAAAGAAGAAGGAGUGUCGCAGGCUGCGACACAAACUGUUCCACAUCAAAGGCAUGGUAAAGGACUACGACAAGAACCACUGAAGGAUCCACUCUGUCCCGACCCUGCUCACAGAUAUGUGCCAAGACUUUCUCCAACAUACUGCAGAAACCCAUGUACUGAGACCAAAGUUACAGCAUGCUAAUGGACACAUGGCACACGUAAAAACACACACAGAAAACAUGUCUGCUUCAAAAUAAUGACUCGUCUCAUGUUUUCUUUUAAUUUUCUGAACAGUCCCUACUUCUGUGGAGGCAAAAAUAAAACCAGUCUUUAGCUUUGAAACAGUCCAGUUUCUCUGAAGAAUAAGCUCAGUGUUUGAGGGCUCUCUGAUCUUUGGUCCUCUGAUAAGUUCUCUUGGAGGUUUUGCUCUACAUAUUUGCAGAGUUUCUUUGUUUUGUCUCCACAGGUAAGAGGAGGGGAAUUCUUUUAGGGGAUGUGGUAACAGGUGAAAUAGGUUGGUGCGAUUGUUUUUUGAGCAAAUAUGCAGUUUUCGUGGAACCUCAUCUUUCUGUAUUCUGUGGUUGAGCUUUUUUUCACAUCAGCAUCAGUGUUUGUAACUACGUUAACCAUCAGUAAACUGCCACUGGGAUAGCUUACCCAUUAGAUUAUUUUUUUCUGAUUAUUAGAGAUUUUAUGAGACCAAAAAGGCACCAGCUUUGCCCGUGAGCUAGGUGUGUCACCAAUGUGUUGUACAUACUCAGUGAUUCAAGCUUAAACUGUACUAAAUCCCAGGAACAAACUCACAAGUCAGUCCUUAUACUGUUGUAUUGUACAUAAUGAAUACUUUAGUGAUUUGCUUCUUUUUUAUUCAGUGUUUGUUCAAAAUCUACAUAAGCUAUGCAAACUAGUUCAAUUAACCACUGUUUUUAUAUUUUGUUUCAUGCACACUCCUCAACAGCACGUUUUUAUGUAGAAAUCUGUCAUAAUGUUGAAAUAAUUCAUUUCACACAUAAGAUGAAAGAUAUCCUGUACAUAUUGAAAUUGCUUAGACACACGUGAUUUGUCAUGCAUUUGUAUUUUUACGACGAGCAUUGUUGUCAUUUUACAAACCAUUAUCGAGCCAUUUAUUUUUUAUAAGAAUUUAUUUUCUUUUAUGCUAUUAUAAAAUGACAAUUUUUUGUAACUGUCCACCUUCAUGAAUUAUGUUGUCUAAAAAAAUGAAAAUGAGUACUUAAUAAACAUUUCU
Molecule: messenger RNA, 3031 nt
Organism: Menidia menidia (Atlantic silverside)
Lineage: Eukaryota; Metazoa; Chordata; Actinopteri; Atheriniformes; Atherinopsidae
Source: the annotation of a GenBank genome assembly